Penaeus monodon (black tiger shrimp) is the source of this 4971-nucleotide messenger RNA. RefSeq names its product plexin-B-like (gene PlexB). The record is from RefSeq and is a predicted model, not a curated record. Lineage: Eukaryota; Metazoa; Arthropoda; Malacostraca; Decapoda; Penaeidae. Gene Ontology annotation, biological process: regulation of GTPase activity; sensory neuron axon guidance; regulation of cell shape. Gene Ontology annotation, molecular function: semaphorin receptor activity. Gene Ontology annotation, cellular component: semaphorin receptor complex.
ACCCCGCGCAGCUCGCCUCGCACGGCUCCGGCUUCUGCCCGCGCUUCUGGCAGGACCAGACGCCGCUGCUGGCCGCCGACGGCGCCAAGAGCGAGCUGCAGCUGCUGGUGGAGAACCUGCCGGUGCCGCGCGUGGGCCAGCUCGGCUUCCAGUGUGUGGUGAGCAUCGAGGGCGCCACCAUGCUGGUGGGCGCGCGGGUCAUGGGCGCCGCGGACGAGGACGACGGCAGCAUCACGCCCACCACGACGGCCACCAGCAGCCACCAGUACCACCGGCGCGUGCAGCGCGUGGUGUGCGAGGCCACGGUGUACCGCUACGAGUCGGGCGAGGGCGAGUACGAGGCCCGCGUCACGCUGGUGUGGAACCGCGACCACGUGGUGGACGCGCGCCCGCUCACGCUCUACAAGUGCGGCGUGCUGGGCGCCCACCGCGGCCACCACGACUGCUCGCUCUGCGUCACGCGCCACCCGCGCUACCGCUGCACCUGGUGCGGCGCCGCCUGCAGGUACGCGCCGCACUGCCCCUCGCUCACGGGCGUCGCCGCGGCGUCGUCGGCGGGCGUGGCGGCGAGACCGACGAUGUUCGGAGGGCGCGUGGAUGCCAACGACGCCCGCCUGGCCCAGUGCCCCACGCCCAGGAUUGACGUGAUCCAGCCGCUGGCGGGCCCCCUGGAGGGCGGCACGCUCGUCACCAUCGAGGGCAGCAACCUGGGCCUGCGAGAGGAGGACGUGCGGGACAACGUGUUCAUCGGCGACGUGCCGUGCCGCGUGCACGAGUACCACGUGUCCGUGCGGAUCACGUGCGUGACGGGGCCGGCGCCGCCCCGCCACGGGUCGUCCGACUCCGCCGACCUGCAGUUCCCCGUCAGGGUGACCACGCCCGCGGGGACCACGCAGUCCACGGUCAAAUUCACAUACACGAACGUGAGCGUGACGGGCGUGUGGCCGCCGCGAGGCCCCGUGUCGGGCGGCACCGUGCUCUCCGUCAGCGGCAGGUUCCUCAACGUGGGCUCGCACGUGGCGGCCACCCUCGACGACCUGCCGUGCGUCGUCAACAAGACGCAGUCGUCGUCGCACCGCCUGGUGUGCGUGACGUCGCGGGCGUCGGGCGCGCACGAGGGCGGGGAGGCGCCGUUGGCGGUGCGGACGCUGGUGGUGACGGUGGACGGCGCGCGGCGCACCCUCGCCACGCCCUACACCUACACGCCCGACCCGCAGGUGUUCGAGCUGAAGCCCCUGCGCAGCCCCUGGGGCGGCGGGCGCCUGGUGACGGUGCACGGCUCCAACCUGGACGCCAUCCAGGCGCCGCGGAUCACCGUCAACCUCUUCGAGAAGGUCCUCAUCGUCGCCUGCCGCGUCCUCAGCCCCGGCCAGAUGGAGUGCCCGUCGCCGCCGCUGGACCGCGACGCCGUCCUGGCCAUCCUCGAGGCCCACGACUCCCUCCGACGCAGGCGCCGCAGCCGCAGCCGCAGGUCGCACAAGGCGCAGCGCUCGCCGCGGCGGCGCGACCACGACGGCGACGAGGUGGGCGUGGACGUGGGCUUCGUGAUGGACGGCGUGCUGUCGGUGCUGCACCUGCGGAAGCACUUCCCGAGCGUGCGCUCGCGCCUCGUCUACCUCGCCGACCCCGUCUACUACACGUUCCCGCACGGCGUCAAGCUCUACAAGGGCGACACGCUCGUGAUCGAGGGCGAGCACAUCAACGACGCGGCCGACGAGAGCGACGUCAGGGUGACCAUCGGCAGCGCCGUCUGCAACGUGACGUCCCUGGCCGCCACGCAGCUGGUGUGCACGCCCCCCGAGGACCAGCCGGCGCCCACGGACGAGCGCGGGGUGUCCACGCCCGAGCGGCUGCCGCUCGUGGUGGUGCACGUGGGCCAGUACCUGCGCUACCCGCUGGGCGUCCUGCGCUACGAGCGGCACCGCAGGUUCCCCCUGACGCCCGAGGGCAUCGCGGGGCUGGCCGGCGGCGCGCUGUUCCUCGUGCUGGCGUCCUUCGUGGUGCUGGCCGUGUACCGACGCAAGUCCUCGCAGGCCGAGCGGGUCUACAAGCUCAUGCAGCUGCAGAUGGACAGCCUCGAGAGCCACGUGCGCACCGAGUGUAAACAAGGCGCGCGCGCACGGCCCCCGCACCAACUACGACGUGGCGAUGCUGCAGUUCGAACAGCUGAUCGCGAACAAGCAUUUCCUCCUGUCCUUCAUCGACACCCUCGAGUCUCAGAAGUCCUUCAACAUCAGAGACAAGGUGAACGUGGCGUCCCUGGUGACUGUCCUCCUGAUGGGGCGCAUGGAUUACCUGACGGAGGUCCUGCGGUGCCUGAUGCUGCGGCUGGUGUCUGCGGCUGCGGCGACCAAGCACCCGCAGCUGAUGCUCCGCCGGACAGAGAGCGUCGUCGAGAAAAUGCUCACCAACUGGCUGGCGCUCUGCAUGUACGGCUAUCUCAAGGACGACGCCGGCACCGCCCUGUUCCUGCUGUACAAGGCCAUCAAGCACCAGGUGGAGAAGGGCCCCGUCGACGCCCUCACCCACGACGCCCGCUACUCGCUCUCCGAGGAACGCCUUCUCAGGGAGCAGGUCGACUUCAGUCCUGUGAACAUCCACCUGCUUCAUGAUGACCCUCACUAUGAAAAAAUACCCUACCAGACGACCUAUAGUACGCUGGCCAUGUACGCGGAGGAGUACGAGGAGAAAGUGCAGGUCAAGGUGCUGGACUGCGACACCAUCACGCAGGUCAAGUCGAAGAUCCUGGACGCACUCUACCGCAACACGCCGCAGUCCCUCCGACCCUCCGUCCACGAGGUCGACCUUGAGUGGCGUCACGGGCGCGCCGGGCGGGUGACCCUCAGCGACGAGGACCGCACGACGCUGACGGGCGCGGGCGGGUGGCGCCGCCUCAACACCCUCGCCCACUACGGCGUCAGGGACUCCGCCGUGAUGGCGCUGAUCCCGAGGCAGAACGAUUCCUUUUCGUCCAAUUGCACAGGCUACUACUCAUACGCUAACAGUGUGUCACCCUUGAACUCUCCUGUAGUCGAGGGUGGCGUCGGCGGCGACGGCGGCGGCGGCGGCACCAUGGGUCGCGGCGGCGGCGGCGGCGGCCCCGGGGUGCAGUUCUACCACCUGGUGCGCACGCCGGAGGACUCGGCGUCGGGCACGCUGGGCUCGUCGCGAGACGGGCGCGACCGCACCUACGGCACCCACAAGGCCAUCCCGGAGAUCUUCCUGACGCGGCUGCUGUCCACCAAGGGCACGGUGCAGCAGUUCGUGGACGACUUCUUCCGGACCAUCCUGAGCGCCAACGACGGGCUGCCGCCGGCCGUCAAGUGGCUGUUCGACCUGCUGGACGACGCCUCGCGCGCCCACGGCAUCACCGACCCCGAGGUCAUCCACGCCUGGAAGUCCAACUGCCUCCCGCUGCGCUUCUGGGUCAACUUCAUCAAGAACCCCGACUUCAUCUUCGACAUCGCCAAGACGCCCACGGUCGACUCGUGCCUCUCGGUCAUCGCGCAGACCUUCAUCGACGCCUGCUCGACCACGGAGCACCGCCUGGGCAAGGACUCGCCCUCCAACAAGCUGCUCUUCGCCAAGGACAUCCCGCGGUACAGAGCGCAGGUGAAGAGCUUCUACAGCGACGUGUCGAGCGCGCAGCCGGUGAGCGAGCAGGAGCUGGGCCAGCACAUGCAGCAGCUCUCGGCCGCCCACCAGGGCCACUUCGACAACCUGGCCGCCCUCAAGGAGCUCUACAUCUACGUCACCAAGUACCACGAGCUGAUCCUGGAGUCUCUGGACGCCGACCCGUACUGCCGCAAGCUGAGCCUGGCGCACCGCCUGCAGUCCAUCGGCUACAUUCUGGAGUCGUACAGCCACGCGGGGCCGGUGGCGCCCAUGCCGCCCCUGCAGCUGGCGGGCCAACUCUCCGAGCUGUGAACGCCCACACAAUGACGCCGCCCGCGGUCUCUCCUGCAGGGACGCCCACCAGUGAACGCCCUCGCGAUGCGCGACCUGACGGCAGACGCUCUCUGUGGACACGACCCUUUUUAUAGCAAAGACUUGGAAGCGGCGGCUCGAGGGUCCGCGAGGGCGCCGCCGAGCCGCGCCGGCGCUCCUCCUAGUGCAAUAAGGCGGCCCGCGGGAGGCGCUGCCCCGGGACUCCCUGUGUUGUGUGGCGACAUGCAAAUGCAAUUUGUAUUGGAUUUUUUAAUUAUUUUUCACGAACGGUUUUGUUGUUUGAUGAAGAGGAAACCCCCUUUUUCCAUGCAAGCGAUGGAAGCCUCCUUUUUUUACGACGGUGAAUACUGUACAUAUUUCAGACAAUCUGACGGUGGGUGCGCGUGCGCGCCGCCUCGAGAGAGACACCUUUGCCCGCGCACGGCAAGCUGAAUGUGAUACUUGGGAUUUCAUAUUUAUGUGUUAGUCGCUGUGUUCUAGUGCUAGUGCCUAAGGAUACAAUGUUCCUUGUUUUUCAUUGAAGUGCUUCUCAGUCACUCCUCACGUGCAAAGAAAGCCUUGGGGCGCCGUAGGAUCGGCCUCCCUCCGGGCGGCGCCGAACGAGCGGAAAUCUGGUCUGCUGCGGAUGAGCGAAAACACUCGUGAAGUUUUUUUUUUUCUUUCUGUUUGUACAUACACACUUAUCUCUCUCGCUCUCUCUCUCUUUUAUAUAAGCUCCUUAACAAGAUGGGAAUUAAUAGUAAUGGAAGCGGAAGAGUGGAUGGCCGGCAUUUGGACGUUUGUCGUUGUUUGUUUUUUUGCUCGACACAGCUGUAAGCAAUGUAAGGAAAAAUACAUUUCGUGAGUUUAUGCAUUUUAUACUACUUUUUACAGUUGCUUUUAAUUUUGUUUUGUCUUUCGGGGGGGAAGUGAAAAUGAGGAAAAAUGAUAGGAUAAAAGAGAGAUAGAAUCUCUUGAACAAAUGCCUCGUCUUUGAUAUAUGAAGCUUGGUGCUAAAAAAAAAAAAUUCACGUAGGAGGAAAA